UACAGAUACAUGUUGCAUGAUACGUGCCAGAUAUACUGUGUGUGUGCAUGAUAACAUCAGGUGAGCCAUUUCAAUAAAGAUGUCGGAUAUGCAGGAUACCCUGCUGCUGGGAUCAGAGGGAAUCAAGAAAACAAUCCUGCAUGGAGGCGCCGGAGACAUUCCUAAGUUCAUCACGGGGGCAAAGGUGACGUUUCACUUCCGCACCCAGCUGUGCGAUGAUGAACGCACAGUAAUAGACGACAGCAAAGUGGUCGGGACGCCCAUGGAGAUCGUGAUCGGCAACAUGUUCAAACUGGACAUAUGGGAGACUCUGUUAGCCUCGAUGAGGAUCGGUGAGGUGGCGGAUUUCUGGUGUGACAUCACUCACACUGGCGUUUACCCACUUGUCUCCAAGAGUAUGCGACGCAUUGCUGAAGGCAAAGAUCCUGUGGACUGGCACCUCCACACGUGUGGCAUGGCUAACAUGUUCGCCUACCACACCCUUGGCUACGACGACCUGGAUGAGCUCAUGAAGGAACCCAAACCUCUCUACUUUGUCCUCGAGCUGCUCAUGGUGCAGCAGCCCAGUGAGUACAACAGGGAGUCGUGGGCUCUGAGCGAUGACGAGAGGCUGAAGAUCGUUCCUGUGCUGCAUGGCCAAGGGAACAAGCUCUUCAAACAAGGACGCUACCAGGACGCGACGCAAAAAUACAAGGAGGCCAUCAUCUGCAUCAAAAAUGUUCAGACUAAGAAAAAAUCCUGGGAGGUCCCAUGGAUGAAACUGGAGAAAAUGGCCAACACCUUGACCCUGAACUACUGCCAAUGUUUGCACCGUAUGGAGGAGUACUACGAGAUCAUCGAGCACACCAGUGACAUCAUCAAUCAGCACCCAGGCGUAAUGAAGGCCUUCUACCUACGAGGGAAAGCCCACAUGGAGGUGUGGAACGAGGCAGAGGCCCGGCAGGACUUCAGCAGGGUGCUGGACCUGGACCCUCGCAUGAAGAAGGCUGUGAAGAAGGAACUGGCUGUGCUCAAUAUGCGCAUGGAAGAGAAAAACCAGGAGGACAGGGAAACGUACAAGGGAAUGUUCUGACCAGGACAGACUGCGACUCUGAGCAAUCAGUGACGUGAUGUGACAAAGACGGAGUGAAAUUGUUGAAACAAAUCGAUGUAAUUUAUUGAUAUUUUCCAACAAUAAAAUAAUACCUUGAUGCUGGUUCAAUAAAUCAGGAAUUGUAUGAACACCAAUCUUAAGGCCCAUCUACCUUUUUUUACCAAACCAUGAUUGAGACCACAUCGAAGUUAAAUUCACCCAUAUAUAUAACUAUCUUUAAAAAGUUCUUCAGCAAUAUGUCAUGAAUGCUACUAUUAGCAAUGCAUUACAUGAUUUGCCUGGAAAAUUAUUAUUACAUUAUUAAAUAGUGUUUAAGAAUAGUAAGUAAGAAUAUCUUUGUUUAUCUUUACUGUCAAGAGUUAGAUAGGAAAUCCAUGAAUCUAAUGGCAGCGGGAGCCAGUUUAGUUUAUAUUAUCUUGGUUUCGCUUAGUUUAGCUUCACUUAGUUUAGCUUUUCUUUGUUUACUUUAUAUUGUCUUAUCUUAUCUAACAACUAGCUGAGCACUGUCCAAGAGAGAGAAAGACCUCUAGCACAGGUCAAGUUCGUCACAUAACACAAUCUUUUUCUUUUGUUUAAUCCAGGUGAACAGGGAUAUGUAUUAUUUGAAGACUGGAUUAAAAAAUAAAAGAUUUCAAACAAAGUAAUUAA
Molecule: messenger RNA, 1741 nt
Organism: Platichthys flesus (European flounder)
Lineage: Eukaryota; Metazoa; Chordata; Actinopteri; Pleuronectiformes; Pleuronectidae
Gene: aipl1
Product: aryl hydrocarbon receptor interacting protein-like 1
Exons: 6
Coding region: 80-1072 (330 amino acids)
Molecular function (GO): peptidyl-prolyl cis-trans isomerase activity; protein binding
Source: RefSeq, a predicted model, not a curated record